This is a messenger RNA of Porites lobata, 3812 nucleotides long. The record is from the annotation of a GenBank genome assembly. NCBI's taxonomy places the organism in Eukaryota, Metazoa, Cnidaria, Anthozoa, Scleractinia, Poritidae.
UACUAUUACAUGUAUAUCUGUUCUAUCGGGAGUCACCCAGUGAGUAAGAAGCGUUUAGUGUCGCCGAAAGUCCUGCUUUUUGGCGCAAUUAAGGUCCAUUGUUAUUUACGUUAUAAAAAGCUAGGAGGGAAAGGAACGAAGGAGUAACCGUGUGUUUGUGACUAAUCAAAGUGUGGAUUGUAUUUUGAUUUGAUUAGGUGAACAAUUAAGGUGCAGCCUCACGUCUGAGUUUGGGGAAAAAAUGACAGCCGAUCAGCUUUCAUUUUGGGAUCCAACUGUCAUUUUUACUACAAUAUUUGCCUUGCUGCUAUUCUCCUAUUGGUAUGGAACAACUGGCUUCUCAGUUCUUCAGCGUCUCAAGGUUCCGGGGCCGAAACCUAUUCCAUUCUUUGGGAAUAUUCUCGAUGUUCGCAAGUACGGCAGCGUUCACUUGAUGAUGCUCGAUUAUGCUAAGAAAUACGGAAAGGUCUUCGCUGUUUCGCUCGGAAGAAAACCCUCUCUAGUCGUCGCAGAUCCCGAAAUGCUGAAGAGUGUCAUGGUGAAGGAUUUCACGUCGUUUCACAAUAGAAUGAUGCCAUUACCUCCUCCACCAAUGAAUGCAAAUGUCUUCUCCGCGCGUGACGCGACUUGGAAGCGGAUUCGUAACAUUUUGACGCCAUCGUUUAGCUCCAAGAAAAUGAAACUUAUGGUUCCUCUGAUAGAAGAGUCGUGCGAUGUAUUUCUGAAGGAACUUGAUCAAAUUGCUGACACGGGUAAGAGGAUGAUAGAAUAGAUCAUGAUUGUAGUUCUGACGAUGCAUGAAUCUUAUGAACAACAAAAGCGUUCAUCCCGCGAUGUAUGAUUUAUCGCCACCCUGCCGGUUAUGAUAUUUUUUGUCAAGCUGCCAAUUUUCGUUGUGAAAAAAAGCAAUGCUUAUAUGUUUGCUUAAUUGUGAUUUGCAGAUAACUACAGUGUACUAAAGAUAACGAAAAUCGAUUUGAAAAUGGAAAAUCGAUCUUUAACGGAAGUGUGUGACGCUUUUUAAAUCGAAAGGUGACCAAACGAGCGGGAGCGAACGGCACCUCCCUUCUCAAUGUAAUCCCCCCUUCUUUGGCUGUGGACAAUACUCUAUCUACUAGCUGCCCCCCACCAAAAAGAACAGUCAAGUCCAGUCCAGAUUUUCCAACCGGCUGUGCAGACGUCAUCAACAGAAUUGACGUGAGUCAAGAGAGAAUGAGCUGAUUGACCUGAUCAACCUCGUCACUCUCCAGGGUUUUCUUCUACCCAUAGGAGAGAACCCUGGGAACGAGGUUGUUUCCUGAUUAGUCAUUGAUAUUUGUAGCGGUCUGUCAGUUCCUCUUAUGCAAGUGAAAGCUGGCUUCGUUGCGUUGAUUGAACGACAAUUCAGCAAUGCAUUUCCGUGAUAACAGGAUUGCUGAAUGGGAUGAAUACAUACUGGACUGGACUGGUGGCUCCUUUUGAUUCAUUCUUGUCACUGUAGUAAAUUAUUUGGCGGUAUUGCUACUUUAAAAUUCCUGGCUUUUGCAACCAUUCAAAUGUUCCGACUGUCGUGCCGUAAGUAUUUCACUUUGUUGUCAUGUCCUUAAGAUAAGAUAAGAUAAUUUAUUUAAUGUCAGAUACACAGGGGGUGGUCUCCCAAUCCCCCGAGCCACGGGCUCGUGAUAAAAGUGUUUGACAAUAUAAAAGAAAAAUAAAAUAAUUAAUAUCUCAAUAGCGACUAAUUAAAUUAAAAAAAAAUAACAUCUAUCUAUAAAAAUAAAUCAGGUCAAAGGCAAUUGCUGCAUUGACAGCCGAUAAGUCUCCGAAAGGAUGAUGCAUCGAGUUAAAGUUGAUAUUUGGUAGUUUCCAUGAUAAUAUUCCAAACAUAUUUUUUGUUUUAAUUUCUUUGUAGGAAAGACAGUGAAUGUUAUGGACUGGUUCAGUAAGUUGGCUUUAGAAGUUAUCUUCUCGACUGCUUUUGGCAUCAAAGCAGACGUACAAACCGAUCCAGACGAGAAACUUCUUAAGAAAGUAAGGAGUGCCUUUUCAUUUCCGUUUAUAUUACGCAUCCUUAGUCGCAUUCCCAUCCUUAGUACGUUUCUAAAGCUUUUAUUAAGUCUAAGAUCCAAUAUGGGCUAUUUUGGAAAGGUCGCUUUGGAGAUUAUUCGUCAGCGUCGGGAGACUGGGACCGCGGAACGUCAGGAUCUCAUGCAGCUUAUGCUAAAAGCGCAGCAAGAGUCCACCGUUCAUGGGGUCAGCAAAAUCACUGACGAGGAAAUCGUCGCCCAGUGCAUAGCAUUCCUCCUUGGAGGUCACGAGACCUCGAUGAUAUCACUUUCCACCUCCGCGUACCAUUUGGCUUUAUACCCGGCUGUUCAAGAAAAGCUGCGAAAGUGUAUUUGUGAAUACAUGGAGACGAACCCGAGUUCUUCAUUUUAUGAAAUAUCACAAGGCAUCGAAUACCUUGACUGUGUCAUAAACGAAACGCUGAGGGUGUUCCCGCCGGCGCAUCAACUGAAUCGCGAGUGCACCCAAGAUUGCGUCGUCAACGGUAUUGCAAUCCCCAAACGCAUCGAAAUAAUUAUACCUUUCUAUACUCUUCAUCACGACCCUGAUGCCUGGGAAGACCCGGAGAAGUUUGACCCCGAGCGAUUCCGAAGCCCUGCCAAAGAAAACCGACACCCAUAUCAGUUCAUGCCAUUCGGAGCAGGCCCAAGGGUAUGUCUUGGGAUGAGGCUCGCCCUGAUGGAGGUUAAGAUACUGUUGGUAAAAAUCCUGUUGAAAUACAAGUUUGUGCGAUCACCCGAGACUCAAGUGCCUAUGGCCAUGCAUGCUGGUAAUACCCUGGCUCCAAAAGAUGGGGUUCAUUUGAAGAUCGAGUCUAUUUAGUGUAACAUUAUCGAAAUUCACCAGAAACAUUAAUCCAUCGUAAUCAAAUUUCGCAAGCCUCACGCUAAGGCCAUCUAAGCAGAGAAUUAUAUGGAAAGAUAAUACUUUUUACUCUCUUAGGAAACUGUGUAUUGGUUCUGAAAAACCAUUUUAUGGAGAACAAGAACGCUCUUACAGCCGCGUUCAGUCUGGCUUGCUUGGAGUUUAGAUCGAGAAAUGAGGAGGCGAUUAAUUGUACACGAAACAGGAUUUACUCGCUAAAGAUUUUUACUUCCUACUUUAUCGACGUCGAUACUUUUUAUUUGUUUCUGAAUUGAUUUAGUAGGCAUGUUAGCGACGACCGGAAAUACGUCUGCGGUCGCAGGGUAUACGCGUGUAUUAUUACACGAAAAUUCAAGGGCCUCGAUUCCAGCGAAAUAACAUCAUUACCAGAGGUCAAAAAAGUGAUUUACAUGGCACGUCAUUUCGCGUCAUUUUCCUCCGAAAAUAAACCGCAUGCUCAUCACAAGACCCAUUUGCAUCCAAUGAAAGUUUACACCUCCGGACCAUCGCAGUUUUGCUAAUCAAGAUUCUUUUUACACUUAGUGUUCACUUGUUCCAAAGUAAUCAACGCUUUGAAGCGAUACAAUUCGUCUACCGACAGGUUUCGGAAAAGCUCUAAAUUUAAUCUUUCCUAAGCUUUCUUCACCAAACAUGCUUGGCUUUGAUCACGCAACCAUUCCUAUUCCCAGUUUCCACGGUCUCCGCUAGGAACGCAAGGCAAAAUGACUCCCCAUUUGUGUCAUAAAUACGAAGAAUAACGCGUUAAAGAUUAUGAGUCCUGCUGCUUACGCAAGAGAGACUAAUAAUAAAAAAGUUAUUUGUAUUUGUUUUUUAUAUGACAAGGUACGAUUAGACAAGUUUCGCUAUAAUUAAGCAAGGCCUGAAGGCGAUUUUACAAGGAG